Polistes dominula (European paper wasp) is the source of this 1072-nucleotide messenger RNA. Its product is annotated as transmembrane protein 208. Gene Ontology annotation, biological process: vacuolar protein processing. The record is from RefSeq and is a predicted model, not a curated record. Lineage: Eukaryota; Metazoa; Arthropoda; Insecta; Hymenoptera; Vespidae. Gene Ontology annotation, cellular component: intracellular membrane-bounded organelle.
UGGACUGUCGGUAUAAAAUACGAAUGAGGUUAGCCUCGUGCGAGAAACGUUAUAAUAAUUAUACGAAUUUAUAUUUAUGUAAAUAUUACUUCACAGAUAGUGUAAUUUAUAACAAAUUAAAAUGGCGACAAAAAAAUCCAAAGUGGCAACAAAAGGUGCUAAACAGAUAGUAGAAGAAAAUAUUUCCACUUUAAGUUUUUACAGAAAUAUGAUAUUUGGAGCAUUAGGAAUAUAUUUUAUCUUUAUGUUAGUUUUCUUUGAAUUUACAACUUUAAUAAUAACAUUAACAAUUUUUUCUACAAUUGUAUACGUUGCAAGUUAUCAAUUUAUGACAUAUAUGGCACGUGCAACUUAUUUAGAAUCCGGUCAACUUUUAGAUUCCGGAGUAGAUCUUAAUAUAGAAGGUGGAAUUGGAGAGCAUGUUAAAGACUUGAUUAUAUUAACAUCAGGAGUACAAAUACUUUCACUUGUAUCGAAUUACUUUUGGCUUUUAUGGCUUUUGGUACCUUUAAGAGGAGGUUGGAUGUUAUGGAAACAAAUAUUAUCUCCAUGGUUUUUCUCUUCACCUCAAGAAGAGCCAGAAGUUAAUGAAAAAAAACAACGAAAGCUGGAAAAGAAAAUAGUAAGAAGACAUUGAAAGGAUUUAUCAUGGUUCUAAGUAAAAAACUGCAAAAUGAUGAAAUUUCUAUUAAUGCAAAAUGUGAUUCAUUUUGUUACUACUUAAUAUAAGACUUUUAAUGAAGAUAAUCGAGUUAUUCCAUUUGCAUUUUAUUUUCAUCAAGUAAAUGAAAUGACUUGGUAAACAAAUUUAUAGCAUUCAUAAUGAAUACAUUGUUAUACAUUUAAACAAAUUUCUUUACUAAGGAGAUACUCCAUUUGGAGCUUAAUAUGAUAGUCACGUUAACUUUGUGAAAAAGUGCAAUGAAAAUAUAAUUAAAAUUUUUUUUCUUUUAAGACGUUUACACUUAUAUACAAUCAUUUAUCGAUUAAAUUUAAAACAAGACAAUUAACCUGAUAUAUAGUUGAUUAUUAUUGAUAAUGUGAAAAAUAGAUAAGAGAAACAAGAUUUUGA